UGAAGAGUGAGUUGGGGACUCGAUGAUUAAGUGAGGGGAGGUAGGUCUAUUUAAUUAGGAGUUAAAUGCCACCGGAUAUCGGUCCCAUGAAUGUUCUUGCACAAUCAAUUCUCUCUCGUUCGGUACUACGUAGGGAUACAUGACCCGACCCCACCUCCGUUUAGAGAAUUUUGAAUGGAGAGCGCACAUAUUUCUAUGGCCAUUUACGAUAGGCCUACAUGGGAAUGCAUGUUUUGUCAGACUUGAGAAAAAGUUUGCCUGUCUGUUCAUAAAUGUCAAUAAUGGAAAAACGAUUACAUUACCAAAACCAUUACAAAAAAAAAUUUGUAGGAAUGAUGUUUUGCUCUCCUUACGUACGUCUUAUCGUACUGAAUACUCAGUACGUUCCCAAACAUUUGCGAAAAAAUUCACAAGUGGUUCAGGUUGGAAUCGAACCCGUGACCUCCAGAUAGCUAGCCUGGCACCAUUCCAUUAGACCUUGCGCUUAGUGACUAGUGUUGAAUCCGAUACGCAAGUAGCAGUGGGAAAUAUUUUGCUGACGCACUCACAUCGAAAUAGCAUAAUUAAUUGAUUGAUGAAAAAUUACAUUUCCCUUUACCUUUAUUUUAUUUUUGCUUCUUUCGUGAGUUUUAUAUAGUGGGGGCCUACGCGCUUGUACCACAAACACAGCGUUUGCGCAUAAACUUUCGUGUGUUUGUACGUUUACACUGUCCUUUUUUGGACCUUAGCAACGAUAUCCAAGGGUGGAGCUUAGUGAAAUCGUUCAAUUUUGUACCAUUAGGCCAAGACAAUAGGCGUACAUGUCAUUGAAUUGCUGAGCCCACUGAAUUGCUCCAGCAAGCCAAUUUUGUACAGGCUUCAAUAGAUACCUAUCGUUUAAUUAAAUGUAUACUUAUUAUUUUCUAUUUCGUUAAAUAUAAUAAUAGAUAUGGCGAAGGAACAGGCGUGGUAGGUUUUUCAUCAUUUAAAUGCAACGGAAGUGAAAGCACGUUACUUGAAUGUGAAUUUACGUCAAUGCCGAGUUCUGCGCAGUGUGGACACAAUAGAGACGCGGGUGUGGAUUGUAACGGCGGCCCAUGUUCAAGUCAGCCGUGUCAAAACGGAGGGAAAUGUCACGAGCUAAGUAGCGGUAGCCGAGAGUGUAUUUGUCUUGAUGGGUUUGGGGGAAUCGACUGCGAAGAUCAGUCUCAGUCAGAAAAGGGUGGAUUUUCUGCAAGUAGUAGCACCUACAGUCUUGGAAUAAUCAGUAUCAUUACUGUAUCCGUUUGCUUGGCCAUGUUCUUUAUGUUCUUAAUCAUAAGUUACAUAGUUAUGAAAGUUGUAAACCGGGACGUUGAAAACAACGUAAUAGUAGUAAUUCCAACAGCGCCCUCUAUAAAUGAUAUGGAAAUGGACGAACAACAAAUGGAUGUAGAUUUAAUGGAAGCCAGAUCGUAUACAGAUGAAGAGAGUUACCGGAAAGAAGAAGUUGAAGGCAAUUAUUAAUGGGAAGAUUUCAUUUGGUUUAUUCGGAAAUGGACGAACAACAGAUGGAUGUAGAUUUAAUGGAAGCCAGAUCUUACACCGAUGAAGAGAGUAACCGGAAAGAAGUGCAUAAAUGGGAAGAUUUCUUCGAGUUUAUUCGGAAACUUGUUCGCACUAAAUCAAAUCUGGUUUAACAAUAAUUAUGAGGGAAAAUUAACUAUAUAGAGAGUAACCCUUCCAGCUGAACCCGAAGGCCAGUUGAUGUUCAGGGGCCCUCUUCAAAAUGUCAAUAAAAUACAUAGGCCUAUAUACAAUAAUUCAAACGUAGGCCUGUAACACUAUACACCAACAAAACAAAAAUAAAAUUCAUCUGAGAUACUGUAGCAAUAUCAGGGGCGGAUUUAGGGAGCCGCCACCCCUCCCCCCCCCCACACUUUUUUUGGGAGGUAAAAAAAGAAAAAUAA
Messenger RNA from Anneissia japonica, 1928 nucleotides. RefSeq names its product delta-like protein C. The record is from RefSeq and is a predicted model, not a curated record. Bases 1015 to 1485 code for a protein of 156 amino acids. The transcript is spliced from 3 exons. Lineage: Eukaryota; Metazoa; Echinodermata; Crinoidea; Comatulida; Comatulidae.